CAUAAGUACUACUUCAGAACUCCGCUUUCCUCCAGCCAUGUUUCGCAGCAGUCAGUGUGUGCCAGUCCUGGUGCUUGUGCUGUGCCACACGCAGCACACUUACAGUGGGAAGGUCCUGCUAUGGCCAGGGGAGCACAGCCACUGGCUAAACAUGAAGAAUAUUGUGGCAGCGUUGUCAGCGAAAGGACACGAGAUGACCGUGCUGACUCAUUCUGCUACUCCUACCAUCACGGCCGACCAGUCGACCAGCUGCAGCUUCGAGAUCGUCCCAGUGCCCUAUACGGCACAAGACAUGACUGACAUGAUGGAUGAGAUUUUCCACUACUGGAUGUAUGAGCUGCCAAACGAGUCCUUCAUCCAGGUCUCGCUGAAGAUCAAGGAGAUCAUUCAGAGGACCACUGAGAUGAACAAGGUAUUCUGUCGUGCCGUAUUCAAAAACAAAGAGUUGCUGGAGAAGUUGAGGCAGGCGCGAUAUGACGUUCUGCUGACUGACCCCAUGUUUCUAUGCGGCGAGCUCCUCGCUGAGACCCUGGACCUACCCUUAAUUAUUUCCUUGAGGUUCUCCCAUGCCAACACCCUAGAGAGACUCUGUGGACAGUUGCCUGCACCACCAUCUUAUGUUCCAAGUACUGGUAUGCAGUACACUGAUGAAAUGGACUUCUCCCAGAGACUAAAAAAUUAUCUAUUUUAUUUUUCUCAGGAUAUACUAUUUCAUACUUUUGGAGCAAUGGUAUGGGACUCAUUUUUCACUGAGAUGAGAGGCAAGCCAACGUCAGUCUGUGAGGCCAUGGGGAAGGCAGACAUUUGGUUGAUCCGUACCUACUGGGACUUUGAAUAUCCCCGACCUUUUCUUCCAAACUUCAAAUUUGUUGGCGGCCUUCACUGUAAGCCUGCCAAGCCUCUGCCUGAAGACAUGGAGGAAUUUGUGCAGAGCUCAGGGGAAGAUGGGAUUGUGGUGUUUUCUCUGGGUUCAAUGAUAAAGAACCUCACCAGAGAAAGGAGAGACGUAAUUGCUUCUGCUCUGGGACAGAUAUCACAAAAGGUCCUCUGGAGAUACAGUGGGGAGAAGCCAGACACUUUACCUCCCAACAUCAGACUUUUGGACUGGAUUCCUCAGAAUGACCUGCUAGGCCAUCCAAAAACCAAAGCCUUCAUUACCCAUGGAGGGACCAAUGGCAUGUAUGAGGCGAUUUACCAUGGUGUCCCCAUGGUGGGUAUUCCCCUGUUUGGUGACCAGCCGGAUAACAUGCACCACAUGAAGACUAAGGGGGCUGCUGUCAUCCUGGACCUCAACCAGUUUCAGGGACAAGACCUUGUGCUUGCUGUCAACGCUGUGAUAAAUGACCCAUCGUACAAAGAAAGCACAAUGAGGCUUUCAAGAAUCCACCAUGACCAGCCGAUGAGCGCACUGGACCAGGCCGUGUUCUGGAUCGAGUUUGUGAUGCGGAACAAGGGAGCAAAGCACCUUAGAGUGCAGGCCCAUAAUCUGUCCUGGUAUCAGUACCACUGUCUGGAUGUCCUAGCUGCACUUCUGGCCACAGUGGUGCUGAUCGCUGUCAUCUUCUUCAAAGCGUGCUGCUUUUGUCUCCGCAAGUGUUGCACCAGAUCAAAAACCAAAAGUAAAAAAGAGUGAUUUCUGUAGUAUGUUGUCACCUCUCCAGAGGUGGCUUACAUUGGCCUAACCUUCUGGAGGAAUGUUCGAAACACAAAGCCUGUCAUUUUUAUUCCCAGCUGGGUUGCUACUGUUGUACCAUUGAGAAUGCACUUAAUCUUAAAAUUGUUUCAGUGAAUAUGCAGCUGUAUAAGUGACAGAUGAAUGCAGAGAUAAGAAUGUUUGCUGCAGGCUGAAACAUAUGUAAUAAUUUCCUGCUGCUGCCAAUAUCCACUUACAUUUUCAGUCGUUAUUCUCUGUGGAAUCAAAACAUUUGCAGAUUUGUUCACAGUACAUUUGAAAUUAUUUUUAAACAACUAAAAACAACUAAAUUAUUUUGAAUUUAUUUCUCUGUAUUAGAUUGUCAUUUCAUUGUUAGAUUGGCCAACGCUGUUCUCAAAUUAAUUGUAAUAAAACUAACCUGGUGACAUUAAAUUAGUUUUAUUUUUUUACAUUAAU
Molecule: messenger RNA, 2110 nt
Organism: Conger conger (European conger)
Lineage: Eukaryota; Metazoa; Chordata; Actinopteri; Anguilliformes; Congridae
Product: UDP-glucuronosyltransferase 2B15-like
Exons: 6
Coding region: 38-1633 (531 amino acids)
Molecular function (GO): UDP-glycosyltransferase activity
Source: RefSeq, a predicted model, not a curated record